AUGUCUUCUCCUUUGCUCAGCUCCUCCAAAACCUCGGGCCUCAGGGGAGACCCCGUCGCAGCUCCCCUUCGGCUGUGGAGGGCGCCCUCGCAGCUGUUCAUCUCCAAGGGACACGAUUCCUACUCGAAGAAGCAGCUCCUUCUGAGGAUAGGGUGUAAGGUGAGGACCUCCAAGGAAGCUGCCGGGAGGGUCCUCCCGGAGGAUGCGAAGAAGGUUGCACUCCCCAGCGCGGCGCCGCCGUUGUCCGGGGAUGGUGGGGGAAGUCGCCAAGAGAGCGGAAGAGUUCCAGUGGGGAACCAGAAGCUGGGGAGUGCUCCCCUGUGGGUUCCUCUCAAGAGAGUGCGGAAGAAAAUUCUGGCGCUCCUCUCCAACCUUCCGCUCGCUAUCGGGGAGAUGUUCACCAUUGCGGCCCUCAUGGCGUUGGGUAUGGCACCGUGCCCUUUCCUUCAGGUUUCUUUCCUUCUUUUCUUCCCUUACAUGAUAGAAUACCUCCUUUCGAUGCACCUGGGUCAAUCCAGAGCAGGAAUUGGGUAUGGGGGAGAGGAUGCAAUGAAGGGGCUGUGUUAAAAGCUUUCAACGUCCACUUAAUGGCCGCAUUAAAGCUGUCUUCUUGCUUUUAAUCUUGUUCUGUAUUUGCCAGGUACCUGUAUAGACCAAGGUGAAGCGCCGGACUACUACUUUCAGAAGUUCCCAGAGGAAAGCCCCGUUCUGGGAUUCAUCACCUGGAAAUGGAUUCUCUACCUCGGCUUCGACCACAUGUUCUCAUCUCCAGUCUUUCUGGGAAUGCUGGCUCUUCUGGCUGCGUCACUCAUGGCAUGUACAUACACAACGCAGAUACCCAUGGUUAAAGUCGCCAGAAGGUCCAUUUUCUGCGGGAAAAAAGCUUUCUUUUUUUCGUCAAACUCGUACUAGUUCGUCAUUACCUGAGGAGAUUAACUCAAUGUUUGAAGGUGGUCUUUUAUGCACUCAGCUGAGAGGAUUCGGAAACAAGAGUUCUCUGACACCCUGCCGCAGGCUUCUAUUCAAGACUUGGGUGUCAUUUUGAUGGGUGGGGGAUACGAGGUGCGGCCUUCUGCUUCUCCUCUGUUCUUCCUGAUACUGAGAUCUUUUUGGUAGAAUACGCCGAGUCAUCCUAAACCAUCUAUCCAAACUUUGAUUAUCAAUUUGUUUCUUGAAUCAUGUGAAUUAAUUUGGCAGAAAAAUAUCAACAAUAAAUCAUCCAGCCAUUAUCAUCUAAUAGGUCCAGAGAAGGUCAAUCUUCCUCAGACUACUGAUACUGAACCCGGCUCUUAGAUUGGCAUAUUGGUUAUGAUUUUAAUUAUUAUUAUUUGUUAUGAGUCAUAAACUCUGAUAUCUCAUAAUUCGUUGAACCCUGCAGGUCUUUCUGAAAGGCCCAUCUCUGUAUGCUUUCAAGGGGCUGGCUGGUCGUUUUGCUCCAAUUGGCGUGCAUCUGGCCAUGCUUCUCAUAAUGGCUGGUGCCACCGUCAGUGCCACCGGCAGCUUCCGCGGUUCAGUCACUGUCCCUCAGGGGCUCAACUUCGUUGUGGGUGACGUGAUGGUUCCUAACGGGUUUCUUGCUAAUCCCAUCGGAGCCUUCGAUACCGAGGUUCAUGUCAACAGAUUCUACAUGGAGUAUUACGAUAGCGGGGAGGUAUCUCUACUGCCGUGCUGUUGUUAUCCAUCUCGAAAUCGGGUUCCCCAGUCUGUCCAUUUUGUUCGUGGAUCGUGAAUGGGACUCCUAAAAACGUGAGCUUUUUUGGUGAAUACCCAGGUUUCCCAGUUCUACACGGACCUCUCUCUGUUCAACAUGGACGGGAAAGAAGUCAUGAGGAAGACAAUUAGUGUGAAUGACCCGUUGAGAUAUGGGGGAGUCACAAUCUAUCAGACGGACUGGAGCAUUUCGGCGCUUCAAGUCAUCAAAGAUGGGGAAGGACCUUUCAAUCUUGCGAUGGCCCCUCUGAAGAUUAAUGGCGACAAGAAGCUCUAUGGGACAAUCCUGCCAGUUGGAGACCUCGAUUCACCAAACGUGAAGGGCAUGUGAGUUUGAUCUAUACAAUGGAGUGAAUCCUGGUUCUACAAUUUUUAGCUUGCCCUGGCUGAAGCUCUUUCCCUUCCCACUGAAUCUCAGAUCGAUGUUGGCUCGUGAUCUGCAAUCCAUUGUGCUGUACGAUCAGGAGGGGAAGUUCGUGGGAGUUCGUCGUCCUAGUUCAAAACUUCCCAUUGAAAUCGAUGGCUCAAAGAUCAUAAUUGAGGAUGCCAUUGGCAGCAGCGGCCUUGAUCUGAAGGUGAGAUCUCGGAUAUACAAAAAGAAAAAAAGAAAAAAAAAGGGGAUCAAGCAAUUUUCUGUUAUGUCUUCCACACAAUAACCAUAAUUGCUUCUUAUGGCGUAUCUGGGUGAUUGCGUUGUUGUUUUUUCUAGACCGACCCAGGAGUUCCUGUUGUCUAUGCCGGAUUUGGUGCGCUAAUGCUGACAACCUGCAUCAGCUACUUGGCUCAUUCACAGGUGGCACAUGUUCUUUUCUUCUCUUUUCUUUUCUUCUGAGCCCCAGUCACGUAAUUUCUAUCCUUGGAAUGCUCCCUUCUGCAUUCAGGUGCAUGCUAAUUUGGGUUUAUUUUUCCGCAGAUAUGGGCAUUGCAAGAUGGAACAACAGUGGUAAUUGGAGGGAAAUCUAAUCGGGCCAAGCUAGAAUUUCCUGAGGAAAUUAACCGCUUGCUCGACAGAGUUCCAGAACUCGUGGGCGUUGACGAUUUUGUGAGCAAUCUGACCACAGAGCAACGAUCUCUGGACUCUUCAAGCCCCUAG
Molecule: messenger RNA, 2803 nt
Organism: Spirodela intermedia
Lineage: Eukaryota; Viridiplantae; Streptophyta; Magnoliopsida; Alismatales; Araceae
Source: the annotation of a GenBank genome assembly